AUGAGAUGAGAGGUGGGAUGAGGACCAUCCAUUUACCAGUAGGCAGUAGGCAGUAGGCAGUAGCCCCCCUUCCCCCUCAACAAUCGCUUUGGAGCUCUCUUCUUCCUCUCUCACAGCGAUAGAGAGACAGAUUGUGAAUGGUUUGCCGCUUCCACGACACAAUCUUCAAACUCUUUAAUGGCUGUUUCUUUGAAUUCAGUCAUCGGCUUUGCUCCCACUGCUAAGUACCAGCAGGUCAAGAAGACUAAUGUUAGGAUAUUAUUACUGAAGGUCCCUUCUAUUAAUUCGCCCUCAGGACCAGUUAGAUUAAGACAAUGUACAGAAGGAAAAAGAUCGAGAUUCCACCUUUCAGCUACUGGUGGUGAUAAUGUUGCCAUAGGAACUACUGAUAAGGUCUCUGAAACAACUGAAGGCUCAUAUUCUGAUGAUGGUUCCCCGGCUAAAAUCUCCGACAUAAACUCUUCAGCCACAGAAGAUGAAGUUAAACCGAUUGCUGAAGUGGGGUCGGAACCUGAGGUUUCUGAAGUACUUAAUGGGUCAGCCAAUUCAAAACCGACCUUGAAAAGAUCCCCCUUAACAGCACGAGAAAGACUUAGGGCAGCCAGGGUACUUAACCGCUACACAGAGGCAAAGCCAUCUAAACCACAGCUUGGGAGCAAAUUGCUAGAGGCCCUACAAGAAAGCGAUAAGGGGAAAAAGCGGCCCGGCCUUCCUGAGGCGCCUACAAAUUUAUUUGAUGACAGCAAAAGAGGGCUGCCAAAGCAGGGCUGGACUAUUGAUAUUGUACCAGGGGGUAUGGACAUUUUCCUCGUCAUCUUUUCGUUUGUGUUUAUUAGCUCAGUUAUGUUUGCUACAACAUAUAUAGUUUGGAAAGUUGGUGCUAUUCAUUUCAACGAAUACUAAUACGAUGGAUGUGUAUGGCUUUUGGUCUUUGGAGCAAACUUCUAUGGCCAUACUUACAGGAAUUGCAAGGUACCACAGGAUUAUCUUGGCCAAUGCAUGCUUCUCUUUCCCCUUAGAGCAUAUUUUCAUGUAUGUAAUAGUAUUAGUUGCUUCAAUAAACUAAAUUAGCUUGAUGGAA
Sesamum indicum (sesame) is the source of this 1081-nucleotide messenger RNA. RefSeq lists its product as uncharacterized. The record is from RefSeq and is a predicted model, not a curated record. Gene Ontology annotation, cellular component: chloroplast thylakoid membrane. Lineage: Eukaryota; Viridiplantae; Streptophyta; Magnoliopsida; Lamiales; Pedaliaceae.